Caenorhabditis remanei is the source of this 870-nucleotide messenger RNA. RefSeq lists its product as uncharacterized. The record is from RefSeq and is a predicted model, not a curated record. NCBI's taxonomy places the organism in Eukaryota, Metazoa, Nematoda, Chromadorea, Rhabditida, Rhabditidae. The transcript has 4 exons. The coding region runs from base 1 to 870 and encodes 289 amino acids.
AUGAAGCGCUUCUUUUCGCGCAAGAAACUCCGAAAAUCGAAGAGCGAUUUCACGGGUGAGAAGACGGAACCAGAGAGACACGAACAUGAGAAUGGAGCAGCGGGUGGGGCGCCGGUGCCAACGGAACCAGUGCCGAUUCCACAGUCAAAGUCGACGAAUAUAGUAAACAAUGUAUCCCACUCCUACGGUGACGACUACGACGCCGUGUGCUCCUCAAUCGGAGAAGAGUCGCGGAAGAACUUCGACGCCCAACUAGACAAGCAUAUGAUGCAAACGAUUACAGAUGUCAAAUACAUGAUUAAACAUAGUAAAUAUACCGCUUUAAGCGAAGUAAAUUUCCAGCGAGCAUGUCUAGAUGCUCACAACGAGUGUAGGCAGAGAUAUGGAAACGAGAAUUUGUGUUGGUCCACCGAGUUGGCAGAGAUGGCUCAUGCAUGGGCAGUGAAACUGGCGGAUCGGGGAAGAAUACUGUAUCCGGAGUUGCCGGGAAUCGGCGAGAAUCUGAUAUUGAAGGAGGCUAAUGAGCAGUCACAUCUGCCUACCGGGCAGGAGGUUAUUCAGGAAUGGGAGAAGGAAGCACAGUACUUUGAUUUCGAUAAACCGAGAUGGAAUCCGAAGUGCCAACGAUUCUCUCAAGUCGUCUGGAAGGACACCACUGAACUCGGCGCCGCCCGUUAUUGGAACACGGCGAAUAACUGUGUGGCAGUCGUGUGCUUCUAUCGACCAGCUGGAAAUUCGAAUGCUCCUGGAGAGUUCGCUUCGAAUGUGCCAUCCCGUGACUGCUCGAUGUCACCUAUCCGGAAUCUGGGCACCCAACUGAAACGCCACGUCACGAUCUCCACACCUGAAAGAGCUGUUGUUUCAAAGUAG